Morchella importuna is the source of this 255-nucleotide messenger RNA. RefSeq lists its product as uncharacterized. Gene Ontology annotation, biological process: mRNA splicing, via spliceosome. The record is from RefSeq and is a predicted model, not a curated record. Bases 1 to 255 code for a protein of 84 amino acids. NCBI's taxonomy places the organism in Eukaryota, Fungi, Ascomycota, Pezizomycetes, Pezizales, Morchellaceae. Gene Ontology annotation, cellular component: U2 snRNP; precatalytic spliceosome. The transcript is spliced from 3 exons.
AUGGCCGAUAAACUCCGCGCUACGCAGCAGCUUGAACAACUCCAAGCCCGCUACAUUGGUACAGGACACGCUGAUACAACAAAAUUCGAAUGGGUCUCUAACGUGCACCGAGACACGCUUGCAACCUAUGUUGGCCAUCCCCCAUUAUUGGAAUAUAUGUCGGUUGCCACUGGUGAAUCUAUGGCAAAGAUGAGAACUAAGUUUAUUGAGAGAAUGAUACGCCCUGUCGGGAAACCACCGGAAAAGGAGGAUUAA